AUGGCCAGCUACGACGCCUACGAGCGGGAUAAUCCCCGCCGCGGAUACGUACGAGAGGACCGACGCGACGACAGAGAUGCACGCUUCGUCGACUCUCGCGAUUAUGCAAGGCCCGUGCCGUCGAGAGAGCUAGUUCCUCGGGCCAGAGAGGACAGUGAAUUGUCGGUGGAGGAAAUCCGCCGAGACUUUCCCCCGCCCACUGGACGAGACAUUCGCAGAGCCCGCUCUGCAGACCAUGACCGUCACUAUUACUACGAAGAUGACUACGACUAUCGCCACGACCCUCGUCAUGACAGAUCUCGCGAGCAUGACCGCCACUCGCGCCACGGGGGCUUCUACUACGAGGAGGAGGAACGCAGGUCCAAGCACAAGAGCAUGUCCAAGCAGGACAAGAUCAUUGCUGCCGUCGCCGGUGCUGCCCUGCUUGCCGGCGGCAAGGAAAUCUACGACCGCUACGAAGCGAAGCAGGAGGGACUUGAAGUGCACCGCAACCCCCUCUCAUCCGUCGCCCUCGCCGGGUUUGGGGCCCUGGCUGGUUAUCAGGGUGCCGAGUUCUACAGCAAGCAGCAGGCCAAGAAGGACCAAAAGACCAACUACAUCCUCCACCGCGGCCGUGACGGGCAAAUCAGCGAGUACUACUCUGAAGAUGACGACGACAGGCACAAAAAGGGCCACAAGAACUUUCUCGAGAGUGCUCUCGCCGCCACGGGCCUCGGGGCUGCUGUCAAGACCCUAACCGGUGGAGGCAAGGACGAUGAUAAACACUCUGACAAUCGAAGCCGUGGUGGUAGCCCGUCGCGGUCCCGCGCCGGCUCGCCCCGCUCCCGUUCCAGCGGCGCUGGAGCCAACAAGAUGCAAAAGGCUGCCAUGGCGUCCCUACUGGCCGGCGCCACCGAAGCUUUCCGUGUGGCAAAGGAGCCCGGCGGCUGGAAAGGCGAGAAGACGAAGCGUAUUCUCACCGCUGCUGCUGGCGCCGCUACUGUCGACGCUGCCCAGGGAGAAAAGCAUGGCAAAUUGGGUCUCGCCGAGUCGGUCAUCGGCGGCCUGGUCGGCAACCGUCUCAUAAAUGGUUCCAAGAAGGACAUUGAGGAAGACAAAGCAACGGGGCGAAGCCGAUCCCGAUCUCGGGCUCGCUCACAGAGCGGAGGCGGAGGCGGAGGCGGCGGUACCGGUCUUGCCGCCUUGGCUACCGCCGGCUUGGGUGCCCUGGGUGCAAAGGCAGCACUGGAUCACCGAUCCCGAUCGCGAAGCCGUGCUGGUAGCCGGGACCGAAGCUACGAUUCUAGGGAUGGGUCACCCGACAGGAGGCACCGCAGUCGCAGUCGUAGUCGCAGCGUAGUCGACAAAGCUCGCAACAGCUUGGCCAAGCUGGGAAUUGGUGGUGGAACCGUGGCUACCGCUGAUGACCAUCGACGCCGCGACCAAGACGACUUUGAUGACCGAGCAUCUUCACGACGGUCUCGAAGAUACUCCGAUGAAUAUAGCGACGACGGCCGAUAUGGAGGCGGCCGCGGCCGUGGAGGGGACGACUACGACUAUGAACGAUCGCACCGCGGCGGCGGCCGGCGAGAUUCGUCCCGUAGGCGAGGCGGGAGCCGGUACGGAUCCGAGUCUGACCUGGGUGACUCGGAUGAGGACGAGAGGAGGGCCAGAAAGAUGAGAGGUAAGCAGGUCAUUACUACUGGUCUUGCGACUGUUGCAACGAUCCACGCAGCACAUGAGGUUUAUCAAAGCAUGGAGAAGAGGAAUGCACGUCAAAGGGCUGUCAAGGAAGGCCGUCUCAGCACUGCCGAAGCCAAAAAGCUCAAGACCAAAGCCAUCAUGAAGGACGCAGCGUCUGUUGGCAUUGCCGCCAUGGGAAUCAAAGGCGCCAUCGAAGAGAUGAAGGAGGCCAAGGAGAUGACGCAUGAGUGCAAAGUCUUCAAGCAGGAAAAGGCCCUCCGUCACCAGAGAAGAGAAGAGCGGCGCAAAAGAGCCACGCAGCCGGGGGACAGACCCCGGCGAGCCGAGAGCUGGGCACCGUCUCGUUAUCGUGACGAGGACGACCUUUACAGAGAUGACUAUGGACCACGGUAUUACGACGAUAAUCCGUAUGGCUCAAGCAGACUCCCUGCGCCCCCCAUGGGUUCUGGUCGAUGA
Messenger RNA from Metarhizium robertsii ARSEF 23, 2139 nucleotides. RefSeq lists its product as uncharacterized. Lineage: Eukaryota; Fungi; Ascomycota; Sordariomycetes; Hypocreales; Clavicipitaceae. The record is from RefSeq and is a predicted model, not a curated record. The transcript has a single exon. The coding region runs from base 1 to 2139 and encodes 712 amino acids.